AAGAGUUGAGGGUCAGGAGUUAUAUAUGUUUCUCAAGCAAAGCAAGCCGCAGGGAAUUAAGGCAUGACGUUGAAAAUGCCUACCCCUUGUGUUGUAGGUUUAGAAGAAAGGAGUUUUGAAUCUGUUGUUGCCCACCAGAUCAGCCAAGAUCAUCAGGCCGCCGCUAGACAGAACAUUGAACUUGAAUCUGCCAAAGCUGAAAUGGGAGAGGUCAAAGAAGAAAAUGAAAGAUUAAAAAUGAUGUUAGAGAAAAUAGAGAAGGAUUAUCAAUCUCUACAAUUGAGUUUCUUUGACAUCAUUAAACAAGAAGCUUCGAAGAGAUCAUGUACGGAGUCAGCUCCCUCACAUGAACAAAUUCAUCAAGAAUCUGAAUUAGUAUCUCUCUGUCUCGGAAGAAGUACUCCAAGUCUUGAGCUGAAAAGAGACGAGAAAGGUUGCAACAACCCUUGUAAUAGCAAGACUAUUAAAGAUUUAGAAUGGAAGUACAACCUUAAUCUUGGAUGGGAGUCUACGGAGCAGCUUGCUUCUUCUGAUCCAAGCUCAAAAGAGCCUAAUAAACAAAUUGUAGAAGCUGGAGACACAUGGCUACCAAGUAAAACUCUAAAAACAAGGAGAAAUGGAGAUGACGAAAUUUCACAACAAACCAAUGUGAAGAGAGCUAGGGUUUCUGUGAGAGCUAGAUGUGACACUCCGACGAUGAAUGAUGGAUGCCAAUGGAGGAAAUAUGGACAGAAAAUAUCGAGAGGAAACCCAUGCCCUCGAGCAUACUAUCGUUGCACAGUUGCACCUGAAUGCCCAGUAAGAAAACAGGUGCAAAGAUGUGCUGAGGACAUGUCCAUCUUGAUCACCACCUAUGAGGGAACCCACAACCACCCCCUUCCAACGUCAGCCACAGCUAUGGCUUCUGCCACUUCGGCUGCCGCUUCUAUGCUAUUAUCUGGCUCAUCUAUAUCUGAACCUGGCCUCGGUUCAACAACCACUACGAUUGCUGCUCCUAUACUCAAUGCAUUUAAUCUAAAUCUCUUGGAUAACUUGAGAGCAAAACGAUUUUACUUGCCCAACUCUUCUUCAACGCCCCUUUUCCCAACCGUCACUCUGGACCUCACUGCCUCUCCAUCCCCUCCACUUACUCUUUUUAAUAGAUCAUCUUCAAGCUUUGUUUCAAACCCAAGAUUUCCUUCAAGAAGUCUUAGCUUCUCAUCCUCAGAACCCGUCAUACCAACGGGUUGGGACAGUGGAUACCAUGGUUAUACCGCAGAACCCUACAACAAAACCCACACCGGAUUCCUAAAUCCAGGAAAACAAUCCCAAGAACAUUUCUACCAAUCUUAUUUGGAAAAGAACCACCAAGCUUCCUCUCAAGAGUCCAUAACUGAAACCUUAACCAAAGCAAUUGCGUCAGACCCAACUUUCAGGUCCGCAAUUGCAUCCACAAUUUCAUCAAUGGUAGGAGGUGGUGCAACCCGUGAUAACCAAGGUGGAGUAGAGAGAUUAUGCCAAAAGCCGAAGUGGGGUGAGCCAGUUCAGGCCGUUUAUCCUGAUCCAUCAGCUCAAAAUGGGAAAGCAUGCGCAACAAGCUACUUCAACAGAUUUUCAUUGCCAUUAUCCGUCUCCAAGAUUACUUCUGCAUCUUCUCCCACUAUUGAGGAUCAAAUGAACCGACAAGUCUAAUAUUGCCUCGGAUGAGACAAUAACGAAAGCUUCCUUCCUUUCACAAAAUACCUCCUAUACAAGCUCCCCCUCCCCUCAGUAGUCCCUAUACAUAAAAUAUGGGUUGGGCCAACAUUGCCCUGAAACUAUGACCGUAAAAGUCAACAUCUGAACAGAGGUUGUGUUGUUCUUACUUUGUUUUAAUAUUAAAUAAAAUGUAAAUCUAUAUGACCCAGGUUUUCAAACAUCCAUACCUCAAUGUAGAGAAAGAAUCCAAUAGCUUAUGCCUGCACAAAGUCAUAUAAAAGGGAACCAACUACUGCUCGAACUAUGGAACCACAAGAAGAAUGUAUUUUAACCGUGGACUAGAUUAAGAACCACGACAAAUCAACCCAAUAAAAUCUCUUGGAUCAAUUAUUAAUAUCAGUAACUUUAUCCUAGUACACAACUUAGUUGGC
This is a messenger RNA of Juglans microcarpa x Juglans regia, 2108 nucleotides long. RefSeq names its product probable WRKY transcription factor 72. The record is from RefSeq and is a predicted model, not a curated record. Gene Ontology annotation, biological process: regulation of DNA-templated transcription. The coding region runs from base 64 to 1671 and encodes 535 amino acids. Gene Ontology annotation, molecular function: DNA-binding transcription factor activity; sequence-specific DNA binding. NCBI's taxonomy places the organism in Eukaryota, Viridiplantae, Streptophyta, Magnoliopsida, Fagales, Juglandaceae. The transcript is spliced from 4 exons.